GAGAUAUUUUUUAUUUUUUUAUUAACAUAGAUGACGAUAGUAUCAUGAAACAAAGAAUCAAGUCGCUGCGGGCUUUAGUUGCGGUUGCAUUCACGAUAAUGCAAGUUAUGAUGAGUAAUAUUUAAUUAAUGCAAAAUCAGAGAUUAAAGUAAAACAAGAUAUCAAGGAUAUCCCAAGGUGCAUCUACUUAAUUUACAAUGCAGAUCAUCUACGUACGGAUUUUGCGAUUUUUCUAGGCGAGGAGUUGCCAAGAAUAAUUGACCGAAUCUCCGCAUCAAUUUCCAUACGUUGUUCCAUAAGUUACUCUCCGCAAUUAUGUAGUUUGCCUGUACAUAAUAUGCAGCAGAUGUAUCUUCGGAUAAUUGCCGUAAAAGUUGUACAUCUGAUUGCGCCGUGACACACACACAGCAUUAUCAUAAAACUUGUAUCGAGCUUAGAAAGCGAAUUCUCUCAUAAAUAUGGAGAGAAUUUUUCCUCGGUGAAAAUUUACUCUGAAUACGCAUGUUUUCACAACAACACAAAGUCACGCACUACGGGGAUUAAAAUAUCUCUUGGUCUCGAAUAUAAAAAUCUUGCAUCUUCAGUAGAUCAUCUUCCACAGUCUACGACAUUCCGCUUCUGCGUUACGCGUCUUUGGAGCCGUUCUUUCCCGAUGCUUGACUGUUACAUUUCUUUCUCUACAGUUCUCACUUCUCGUGAAUCGGCAUUCGCCUUGUUCGAAGCGCAAAAACGCCAGUACAGGCGUAAAGAAUGGUUCAGUUUUUCCAAUUUCUAGUGGUCAGUUGGCUGUUGCCAACGGUGUCAAUAUUGAUGUUGAAUCUUCGACGUCCUCUUUGCUGCUUCGAAUAGAGAAUCUGCGUACAACACGCGAAAUAUAGCCAUAGAGUAGUAGUUUCCCCGGAUUGCACCGCAGACAAUGAUUAGCGGCUACGUCAAAUUGAUCUUGCGUCUAGUAGAUAGCCACCGACUUUCACCCUGCAUCUUCAAGUCGAGAAGAAUAUGCGUUCGAUCUUUAGAGAGAAAGGCUGUACCUCAGACGUCUAUGUGUUACUCGACCGUGUCUGCGAUCAAAAAAUCGCGAUAAAGCGAGAGCCCAUCGACAACGGGAAGUAAUAAUUGUGAGGCUUGCGCUCUCCCGUGCGCGAUUCAUGAAAAUAAUGAUCGUUGUAGGUACUAGUUUUACAAGAAGGAACACGCGUUUCAACACGGCACCAAGAUCGUCUUACAAUGCGAAUUCAUUACAGCUUCCGAUAGGCCUCGCUGCGAUAUUCCAGGAUUAAGAUCAAACUGGCGACGAGUUAAUCGCUGUUACAAGAGCAGUUUUUCUUAAUGCUCAUUUGCUUGGAGAAAAAAGACUUGUGGACAUUUCUCUUGUAAUUUCUACGCUAAUAUCAAUUAACAAUUUGUAAGACGCCUUCACGGCCGAUUAGCAGAAACGACCGGUUCCAGCCGCUAAACUCGCUCGCGCCUUUCAGCGGCUUCCGCGCCGAAAGACGAAAAGCAUGAGCGAAUCCCGGACGAACACGGGCUUACGUGCGUCUUACAGCGUGCCCGUGCCCGAGGAUAGCACGACGGAGGAAGGAGUAAAGGAGGAUUGGCGGAGAUGCAGCUUAGGAUUCCGAGUAUACCCGAGUAGUUUCUGGUUGGUUGGUAAGUGGGACUAGCGGGGACUCAUAGGCUCGGAGCGUCCUACGCGAGGCCGCAGUCGGGCGCAAACCCCGAAACAAUCUCAUCGCGGGUUUCCUUCGUCUUCACCGCACAGCGGCACAGCAGAACGGCCCUCGCAAACGGCGCAGCUCACCUCGUGAGAGCGUCGCUUCGGAACGCGGAAGAGGGUGCUACGCGCAACGCGGAACUACCAUCGCGAUCUUGGGUGCCGGUCCGAACCGCGUCAGCAUAGCGCUGUCAAACGGUCCAGGAUCUCGCGAUUCGAUUGCGGUGCGCGCUCUUGCAGGGUCGCGGCGCCUCCUCGACGGAAGAUCAACCGAGGACGCAGGGGUCGACCAGUCGGAAGACCGAGACGAUCGGGUGAUUAGACUCGACCGGCCCGCCGGCUCGUCAGCGACGUGCUGGACUACGAGAGUACGUCUUCCUUCUUUUCCAUCGAGAAUCGCGGUCGAGGUCGCCGCUGAGGUCGCGGCCGAAGCGGAGCGAGGACGAAAGUCAGGGUCGAGGGUCAGCCCACCUACGCGCCGCACGAGGUACGAACUUGACGUUUUCGCAUUAUCGUUAAUCAGGAUGCGAGGUCAACGAUGCGAUGUACUUGGUGCCGCAAGUUCAUGCGAGAGAGUUUACUUGACACUCGUGGGUCUAGAAAUACAUACACGUAAUUCGUCAUCAAGUUCGGUCUUUAACAUUCUCUCUAGUUUCUAUUCAAUGAAUCGAAAUAUGAAUAGUGACGUCAUUUUCUAUCUAUAUUUGUAACUACUAUUACACAAUUGUUUGAUAUAACUAGUAUUUAUUUCUCGAUUAAUAAAUUAAUAAAAUGACUGCUACAUUUUUUGUCUUGACGUUAGGAAAUCGUAUCUCCAACUAAAGUGUCGUAACUAAUGCUUCAUCUUAAUGAGAUAAAUUCGCGGUAUCGCAGAACGCGAUAAUUAAAGAUCGAGAAAGUAUCGCAAAUUUAUGCAUCGAUUUGGUUUCUACGAGCGAUACUCGGCCGAAUCGAUAAUUCCGCCACGAGUAGAUAUUCCUUUGAAGGAACAACAUUCCGAUCGCAACCGCCGACUUUGCUCCUCGUAUUUCCGUUACGAUCUACGGAACGUGUCCAACUACCGGCGCUACCGAUGCGAAUCGAAGCAGUGGGUGUAUUUCUUAUUAAAUAUUCCAGAUGCUGAACUCCUCGCGGUAUUUUGCAUACUUUUCACCGCGGAUAUCGUUUACUUCUCUUUGAGAAAAAACGGAAGAGCGUGACAAUGACAUAUUACUGCCUCUCGGCGAUUAAAUCGCAAAACGAAUUAUUUCCAGCGUGAAAAAGAAAUCUCAUCCUACUUGUGUUAUAAAAAUAAACCAGUGUGUUCAUAUCUUGUGACCCUGAUACUCUUACAAGUAAAGUCGUCUUACAGAAAAUUAUAAUAUAUUAAUACUAUAAAAAACUAAAGGCUCGUUUUUUUCAAUUAGUUCAAAGAAAGCGAACAUAUGGCAUACGUUCCCUUGACAUCACGUUGCGCCACAAGCAGCCUAACUAUUCGCAAUCUCGCUGUAGCGAAUGACGUGACGAUUGUGAGGUACAAUGAACGCGGGGCUACACUAAGGAAAAGGGCUUACAGCAUGUUAAGCCAAUUUAACAGAAGACCCGUUAGACGGUACACGUCCGCGACGUUGACGCGGGUCUCUUUGUCUCUCGGUUGCGCAUUUUGAAUCGCGUGAAAUCCUUUAUGUGUCGCGCGGACGCGUAACGUGAGCGCGAACGUGAACGCGAGUGAUUUUACGCGAGGUCCAACAGCACUUGGACUCACGUCCAUCGCUAAUUGCACGCUUUUGUGUACAGUCGACCGACAGUGCGCUUUCCUUUCGGUCUCGUUAGGCCGACAAAUUGCCGAAACAAACGCACACGUCGUCCGUCAGUCUACAAGCACUCCUUUUUUCUUUAUUUGCAUAAGUAAAUUAACGAUCGUUAUUUGGUACUCAUUAACGGUGAAAUUAUUCGCCGCUCGCAUGGGGCUGCGUAUCGAAUUGCUAAUACGACGAAGGAAUGCGUUCCAAAUAGCAUGUGAGAAAGGAUACCGCAUCCAUCGCCUCCUGUAUACAAUUUCUUUUUUCACUUAUUCACUUAAUUGUGAUUUAUAUCGCACAGCAUUUCAGUGUCUCGUGUGACAGCGUAAACGCCUGCGUGGAUUCAUAUCGUCUUAUUCAUUCUCUGAAAGUCUCAUUCGCCCCACCAGGCGCCUCCGUCUCUCUGAACCAUUUCUUCCGCGUCUUUCAUUAAGAAAGUAAUAUAAUUAACGUACUGUUCACAUAAAUAUAUUUAAAGCCGCGAGCCUCUAAAAACUUUGCGGCGUAAGCGUGGAAACUCGUUCUUAGUCCGCAAGAUUAUAAACGGUUUAUUGUAGCGGCAGAACGCUACAGCAGAAGCGCGAGUACGAGACGUUUCCAAACAGCAGACAUCUUUUAUCGUGUCGUUUAUUGCACGCUCCCCCGCAACAAAUCUACAUGUAAUUGGGAGAGAUUUGUUGCCUACUAUUAACACGUUACGGCUUUCAAGCUUAUCGAUUAUAUUAAAAUUCAUCGAUUAAAGCUUCAUCGCAAUGUUAUACGUAUAGUUAUCCCGUCGUAACGAUAAGUAUUUCCAUACCGCAUUUUGAUUUCCGUUAUGCCAAGAUAAGUGAGAUUAGAUACGCAUCUACCGUACACAUCCAGCAAUGUGAGACACAUUCUAACGAGGCAUAACGCCUAAUAUCUGACGCCCGGAGCGUGCAGCGUCCGCGAGCAGUCCGGUACGGCCUUGCAAAUGCAACCAGAUAACGGCUCGUAUGGUCGGUUUGUACCGAAUGACCCAAUUUCACCAGUGUCGUAUGGCAUACGUGCGAUAACUGUUGCAGCACAAGACCGCGGACAAGAUCGAGCACGCGAAAGGAAAAUACGUAGGUAGGCGGGCAGAUAAGCGGUCAGCUCGCCAUGGACCAAUGCGCGAACAUCUGAGAGGACGAACAAAUCGACACGUGCCUCACCCACUAUCCCCCUUGUCCACCACCUCAUCCCUGUCCUCUCGACACAGCUCUCUCGAUUUGCUGGAGCGACAGUCGAGUUACUUAAAUGGAAAAGAAUAUCGAGGAUAAAAGUCCCGACGAACGCGAAUGCCUUUUGAUGAAUUCCCGCUAAAGCAGAGUUUCGACCUCGUACUCAUCAAAGGAGCACGGGUGAAAGGAAGGAUGCUAUAAUUGAGGAAUAUCUCGUAUACAUUCCAUGCAACGGAAGCUACACGAUUCUCUAAUCCAUCACGCUACGAUUGCAUUAGAUUGCAACAUUCUGGUUGCAACGAGACUACCAUCUCCGGGCAGCGAGUGCUACUGAACUUGACACGCGGCAAUUACCUCGAUCACGUUUUCACAUUUGGUAGGCGCUGGGAUAAAAUGUAUGUAUAUUUUCCGUGUUAUUAAAUCCGCAUUAGCAAAACAUAUACUUUAUUUACUUGUACAGCGACACGAAAAGUAUCACGUGUAUAUAGAAAAGAAAAAUUAGAAGAGAAACUGUAGACAAAAACUCGGUAACGGAAGAAAGGGAAGAUCACGAGCUUGUUUUCCGUCCGCAAUGGGACAACGAACGCUACGUAUGUAACCGAAGUACCACAUAUAUUCAGUUACAGAAAAAUCUAAUUACCGUUGCGAAAGUGAGAGCUCUACUCUGUUAAAGCUGUUCGGAAAUAAACGCUAUUUCAGACAGUAGAUACAUAAUGGAAGAUACGUUGCGUUCUAUAUUAUCGCAUCCGCACCGCGUAAUCUCCGCAAACCGCAAAGAUAUACGAUCUACGAUCCUUUCUCCCAUUUGAUGAUAUCGUAGAAAAGCAAAAGUAAUAAUUUUUUAAGAGAGAGAGAAAAAGAGGAAGGGAAAAUGUGAAGAAAAGUAUUAUAUAACUGAGAAGGUUUCCAUUAAACGCAAAAGUGAAAAUAACCGUGAAAAAUUAUUUCUCUUUGAAAACGCUUCUUUUUGCCAAGGAGUUGAAUUCACAAGAGUACUGCAAUUAUGUAAUUAUGUCACAUUUCGCGUUAACUAACAUAAUUUCUAUGUUAUUUACAGGUUCUAAGUGAUACCGAGAACUUUGUUGGCUGCUGCGGUAUUACUUCUUAGAGAAGAAUACUGUGCUGCACGUAGCAGUGAAAAUACAUUAGCGGAAGCAGCUUUUUUCUCAUUAACAUCAGUGUUAAGAAUGCGGGCAAUCAAGUGUUGCGUUUGGUUCGUGCUGCUGAUGACGGCGUCGGCCGUGCCGGCGUCAUCGAAGGGACGUCCCGACGAUUCAGUCAAGGGAAAGAAAACCACGCCGAUCACGCCCAGCGGAGGCAAGAAUGCUUCGGUAAUUACCGCGACCACGGCAUCGAGACCGAUCGCGAAUGGAGCAACGAUCCCGUACACGAAGAACGCCACGCUGCACUUAUCGUCGCCUUCCUCGACAACGAUUACACCGACGACAGCCACGGUAACAGCUGCGGAAACGGCAGCCGUUACAUCCGCCACGACGAUGCUGAAGGUACCGACCAUCUCGGCAACAAGCGCGACAACGACGACGACACCGCCGUUGGCAUCGUCCACGGUGACUCUCGCAGCGAACGCGACCUCCGGUGACCCGCAGGACGCCACAGGUUCCACCUUCACCGAGACAUCCCCGAGGAUAAUCUCACCUACCCAACACACUUUGCUGUCGGCCACGGUGUUGUCCUCGAGGAAGUCUGCGGCUGCGGCCUCCGCCGCCGCAGUCACCGAUGUCACGACCACUGCGCCUUUGACAUCGGCCAAGGAGACCCGAGAGUCGCCCGGAAAGAUUAGACCGCAAAUCAAACUGACGACAAAUUACACCAGCACCAGCGAGACCGGGGUACGACUGCCGGAGGGAGCAAGUGCAGCGCUCGCGAAACCAACCAAGUAUCACUACUAUCCGCACAACCAACACAUCUACUUGCUACCGGAAUGCGCCGUUCAACAAGUGUGCAAUGCCGUUUACGUCCGACUGAACUUCACGCAACCCCUAUGCGCCUGUCCCGGAAGAUAUCGGGAUCCUUGCAGCGCAUCCUUGGACAGCGACGAUCUGCACACAACCGAGCUAGUAACCGAUCCACGAACCAAGGCCUUGACCUUAGUGAAAACGUGCGAGCCGGUUGCCGAGAUGCGAGAAUGCAGAGCAUCGAGAGACUGGUCUUUGUUGGCAUUGCAGAAUGUGCGUACGGGAAAGUCCCAUUAUCUCGUAAUAUGUCGGUGUCCCGACACAAACAUACUCGAGGGGCCUAUGAGCCACGAUCAGCCAACUUAUGCCAGCGUCCCGGGUAUUCGAGUGUACGGAAUGAUGUGCGUGCAAGGAAAUAGAAGAGGUCGACCGCUGCGAUACGCGCGCAGUAUUUCAGGACACUUAGAGAACGAAGAGAAACCACGCUUCCCUUGGCACAAGGUGCGACAGUUGAUGGCGACGUCGUCUUUCUGGGAAUAGCUUUCGACACGAUAUCCCACCCCAUAUCUGCCAUCGACGAAAAUUUAAACAUUAAUUUAUAAUACUACUAUAUUUAUAAUUUCCUGAGACACUCUCUCAAAAAUCUCUCGCUCGGACUCUUCUUUUUUUUUAUAUUUUCAUCUUGUCACUUUUGCGUUUUCUUAACUCUCAAAUAGUCGUGCAAGAGUAAAAAGUCAAUUCAGACUUAUCAUAUAAAGUAAAUCAAACAAAAUUAAUAUUAACUAAAUAUCAUUUCAAUUUUAUUUAUAAUUUCCUUAGACGUUUGCUGACUUAUUUUUGAAAAAUGAUGACAAGUAUCGAUUUUUGAAAAUUUUGUUUUAGCGUAUGCGUAUACACAUGCAUACACAUACUCCAGCACGUCCAUAUGAGAGUUGAUAGUUGAAAUCAUUUAUGUGGCUUGUAUUAUCGUAUUUACUUAAUAUCGUAUCUACUUAAAUAUUCGUUGUAAGCGUAUUUAUUGUUCAUGGUUUCUAUAUUUGUAAUUUGAACUACUGAUUAAUUACACACGAUACUUUAAUAAAUAAUUAUGUGAAAAGAACGAACGGCUUCGCCGUUCCAUAACAACAUAAAGGAACUGAUUGUGCGUGAUUAAAAAAAAACAAAAGAAAAUAAGGAAUAUAUUGUACCUGAAUUUUCGCAACCCGUUAAA
Molecule: messenger RNA, 7805 nt
Organism: Ooceraea biroi (clonal raider ant)
Lineage: Eukaryota; Metazoa; Arthropoda; Insecta; Hymenoptera; Formicidae
Gene: dsx-c73A
Product: doublesex cognate 73A
Source: RefSeq, a predicted model, not a curated record